Molecule: messenger RNA, 1197 nt
Organism: Diaporthe citri
Lineage: Eukaryota; Fungi; Ascomycota; Sordariomycetes; Diaporthales; Diaporthaceae
Exons: 3
Coding region: 1-1197 (398 amino acids)
Biological process (GO): L-tyrosine catabolic process; homogentisate catabolic process; L-phenylalanine catabolic process
Molecular function (GO): fumarylacetoacetase activity
Source: RefSeq, a predicted model, not a curated record
AUGAGCUUCUCCAACCACUUCUCGGUCAGAAACGUCCCGUACGGGAUUGCGACCAGCAGCAGCCACCCACAGAAAGCAGUCGUCACGCGGGUCCACGAUCAUGUUUUCUUCUUGAGCGACCUGCCCAUUCAGGCCUCGGAACAGGUCAGGCAGGCGUUUGCGCAGACAACUCUCAAUGCUCUCGCAAGCAUCCCAAAGGACAAGCUGCGAGAGCUGCGGUCAAGCCUCCAGAAGGUGCUCACCGACGAGCAGGCCGCAACAAAGUAUGGCGUGCCAGUGGAGCAGGUUCAAUUGCACUUGCCCAUCGAGGUGAGAGGCUUUACCGACUUCUCUUGCUCUAAGCAGCACCUUUUGAAUGCAGGCGAAGCGUCAACCGGUCAGAGGAUGCUGCCUCCUGCGUCGGUGCAUUACCCCAUCGGAUACGGCGGAAGGGCUUCUUCUGUAAGGGUCUCGGGUACCCCCGUGGUCAGGCCUUAUGGGGUGUACCAACAGGACGGCGGUGAGGGCAUCACCUUCGGACCAUCGCAGGGUCUCGACUUUGAGCUGGAGAUGGCAGCAGUCAUAGGCAAGCCGUCCAAAUUCGGGGAGAGGGUGGCCGUCAAGGAUGCCGACGCCCACAUCUUCGGCUUGGUCUUGCUGAAUGACUGGAGUUCAAGGGAUGUGCAGAAGCUGGAGAUGAUGCCACUGGGGCCGAACAACUCCAAGAGCUUCCAUACAAGCAUAUCACCAUGGAUCGUCACCCUCGAGGCAUUGGAGCCUUUCGAGGCGCCACCACCGCCCAGGGAGACUCCUGUACCCGCAUUCCUCCAGGAUCCAAAGGAGAAAUCGAGCUAUGACAUCUCCCUUGUCGUGGAUGUUAUAAGGAACGGAGUAUCGACUACGGUGUGUAAGGCGCAGCUGGGCUGGAUGUAUUGGACGUUCCGUGACCUCGUCGCGCAGCAAACAAUCAACGGCUGUAAUGUGAACACUGGUGACCUGCUGGCGACGGGGACGGUGUCGGGUACAGAGGACCAUGAGCACGGCUGUCUGUUGGAGACAACAAUGGGUGGGAAGAAGAGCAUCAAGCUCAGCGAUGGCCAAGACCUGGUCUGGCUGCAGGAUGGCGAUGAAGCCAGGCUGACGGGCUUCUGCGGCGACGGUGUUGGGUUUGGAGACGUCACUGGCGUCAUCACCCCCGCUACACCAUUUGAGGCCUGA